Eremomyces bilateralis CBS 781.70 is the source of this 451-nucleotide messenger RNA. RefSeq lists its product as uncharacterized. Bases 111 to 383 code for a protein of 90 amino acids. The transcript has a single exon. NCBI's taxonomy places the organism in Eukaryota, Fungi, Ascomycota, Dothideomycetes, Eremomycetales, Eremomycetaceae. The record is from RefSeq and is a predicted model, not a curated record.
GACAGAGAAACGUGCCAAUCGUGCACCCAAGACAGGAUCUGCUUGUGCGUUGGCUGGCGGUUACUCUAUUGUCAUAAUCCAAUUGAUACCUAUCUCCAAAGUUACUCAAAAUGAAGCCCGUUCAUUUUUCUCGAUCGACGGCUCGUGGCUCCGCACUGGAGAUGGCUCGUGGAGACAUAGUGGAGUUGAAUAUGAAAGUCAUGAGAAUCUUGACAAGUGACACGACGAUCUCGGAGUCCAGCCAGCAAGAACCUUUCACGCUUGGAGAUUUUCAAACCAUAGUUCGGCGACCGUUGGCGGGAGCGAUCCAUGUCUCCAUGAUGCUUGUCUUGCACUUCCGUCUCGAUGAAGUCAUCAAGCUUGUCGAACGCGUUUGUUGGUAAGCAACAGGUUGUUUUGAGUAAAUACACUCAGGGGAUAAUGGCGGAUACACUUUUAUUGUCUUUCCCCC